Molecule: messenger RNA, 4165 nt
Organism: Falco peregrinus (peregrine falcon)
Lineage: Eukaryota; Metazoa; Chordata; Aves; Falconiformes; Falconidae
Gene: GPR88
Product: G protein-coupled receptor 88
Exons: 1
Coding region: 2859-3941 (360 amino acids)
Biological process (GO): G protein-coupled receptor signaling pathway
Cellular component (GO): membrane
Molecular function (GO): G protein-coupled receptor activity
Source: RefSeq, a predicted model, not a curated record
UUGAGGUAAUUUUUUUUCCUGGACAAGAACCCUUGGUACAGGUGUAAUGUACCUUGUCUUUUGCAUGUGCAACAGGUUUCUUAAGUCUCACUAACAGCAGGGUCUUUGUCCACAAGAACCUAAAAGAUCGUGCUUUCACUGAGCUUUUUAUCCUUCAAUUAAAAACUAGUCACAAAUGGUUCUAACAUUAACUCUGAUAAUGAUUUUUAGCAAUUUUUUUGUGUUGCAUGAUUAUUUACCCACAGUGCUUAAUAUUCCUGUCAGAUAAGCCUGUACCUGCAAUAGAUGAUGUGGACAGUAUGUAACUGUUACACAGCCACCCUAAAGGAAUGGCAAAGCCAGGAAAAGAGAGGAUGCUUUAAAAGUUGCCCAAAUCCUAGUGACAGUCUAAUCUGAAAAUACAAUAAAAGACUGCUGCCACUACAUUCAGACAAUUAAUGGAUGGUGAUUGGAUGUGUAGAGUAACUAUAAAGGAAGAACAGCUAAUUAAUUUCUAUAGUAUAUGGGACCCAAGCUUUCCCCUUAGCCUUUCUCUAGACUUCUAUGACUUCUUAUACAAAAUAUAUAAAUGCCACUAAUGUAAAACAUUUUUUGUUCUUAGAAAUGAAUAAUAAAUAUAGCCAGUUAUUCUGUAAUGAUCAGCUUCUUAACAACAGAUCUAGGGACAGUGAAAGGUCAGGGAGGUCUUCAGAACAUUGUAGCUUUUAAGAUAAUACCCUGAAAUUUGUUUCAUACCCUCUGUUUGCUUAUCCUUGAACUUCACUGUUUCUGUUACUUUAUAUAUGACUAUAUCUUCUUGUUCUGGGUGAACAAGCUCUAUCAUAUGAGAGAUUUUUUUUUUUUUAAAAAAAAGGUUUUAUAAACAUGUAAGGAUGGAAUAAUUACAUCUAGAGGUUUCUACCGGGCCUAUGAUUCUGUGGCUAAUGCCUUAUGAAACUCCUAAUCAUCUCUGUAAAGUACCCUUUCUGAAGCUUUUUGGUUAGGGAGAUAUCUCUUGUUACAGAUUUAGAGAAUAUUUUUCAAUUACAGCAUUGCAGAAAGAGGAGGAUUUUAGUUUCUGUAAUAACUGUUCUCUACUGACAGCUAAACAAUGAAAGGCCUCAAAAGGUUUGACACUUGAUUAGAGCUACACUGUAAAGUGCAGCAGGCAAAAAAAAAAAGGUAAUUAAGGGCCUGAUCAAGUAAAUCACUCAUCUAUGUCUUUAACCUUAAGCACAUGAGCAAUCUAAUUAAUUAAAAAAGAACAUGUUCAUGUUUGUAAUAAAUCCACAUUUUGGAUCAAUAGUCCUGACAAUUGCAAAUAUGAGCCUGUCAACUAAAAGAUGUUGCAACAAAAUAAUUGAUUAACCCACACAAAUUAAAUUCAUUAUCUUAAAGAAUGUAUAUGUUGUUAACUACAGUUACCUCCUAAUUUAUUAUUUUGGUAUUGUCAAUUGUUAGCCUUGUGAGUUUAACAAUACCUAAACCACCUUAUAAAGUUAUCUUUGGUCAAUAUACAGAUCGUAUCUUAUGAGCUGGGAUUGCUUACUUCUGUAGUGUAUGUAUAACCCCCCUGUAAAAGCAGCUUUUUUCCUAAGCACACUGCAGAAUUAAUCAUCAUUCCUUUUGUGGAAAGCUUUUGAGAAAAAAUGUAAAUUACUUGACUCAAUUUCUUAAGAAAUCUUGUCCAGGGUAAGGACAGUUAACAUUUUCUCUCUGUUUGGGUAAAGCACUGUGGAGUUCCUGGGAGAAUCCCACUGGUAAUUCUUCUCCACCUGGGAAAGGACUGUUACGCCCUACUCUUCAACCAGCUUUUAGUCCACCUAAGAACCUGUCAUUCAGCUCUGCAGGAAUUUGUGCUCUGAAUUAGUUUUGGUGUGAGACAGUUUCAAAUGCUACACUGAUUUUGUUUUAUCUGUGUACUUACUGACACCAGCGUUCACCUCUGGCAGGCUGGCAAUGCAGGAUUUCCUGCAGGCUAAGACAGGCUGAGUUUUAUGAAGAAAUAAUAUUUUGACUGAGGACCAGCUUCCUCAAAUAAUAAGUACUGUCUUACCAAGGAUCUGUGUAUGUAUUGUGUUUGAAAGAUUUAAUUUGGAAAGUAUAUUCUUAUUAUAGACCAGUUCUAAAAUUAAGCUUGCAGAAGCAUAGUGCACUCUUAACAAAAAUAUCAGGGAAAAAAAAUCAGUUUGAGUGAAUAUCUAGCAGAGGAGUUUCUACAGUAAAUGGAUUGUAUUUCAGACAGAAGUGACUGAUAUACUGGUUUGAAAGCUUGCUGUAAAUGAAAGUUGUGUAAAUGGGUUAGAACCUGGAAACCGGUAAGGCAAAGAGAAAAAGAGUCAGACUGUGUACUUGCAGUAUUUCUGGAGCAUGAUAGGGUUUGGGUUUUUUUUUUUUUUCCCCUUCUUGAUUUAACAAGUUGAAAUUCUGCUGAAUAAUUCAUGAAGAGUGGAAGGGCUGAAUCUUCCUGGAAUGAUAUACAGUGUACGUACUGUGGCACAGGAGAAACUGCAAAGCUUUGUAUCAGUUGCUGCCGCUUCUGCUGCUGAUUGCAAGGUGCUGCUGCUUUUGGCAUUUUCACAGCUACAGAAUCUUCAGUCGUGCUCUGGUCUGCUAACAGCCAUCUGCUCCCUAUGGACCCACCUUUGCUAGCUACAGUCUGUGGGAAUCUCUUGCUGCCUACCUGCCUUGGACACGGGAUCAUCACUGCAAACUACGUUUUCUGGACCUUGCAGCUCAUAUGACUGAAACCUGCCUUAGAGUCCCUCAGCUGCACAUCCUCCCUUGUGCUUGGUGGGGGACUCCUGCAGCAGGAUCUUCUGACUUGGACAAGGAUGGGAUUUACAGGGAGAAGUCAAAACUGAGCCGCAUUCAGCGAGAUGCCCAACGCCUCUUCCUGGAGUGCUAGCUCGCCCCUGCUGCUGCUCUGGGAGGACUCCUCUGGGACCCGCAUCUUCCUGUCACUGCUCUAUGCGGUCUUGGCUAUCUCAGGGACUUUAUCCAAUGUGAUGGUCAUCUAUUUAGUCUUCUCCUUCAAGAAGCUGCAGACCACCAGCAAUGCCUUCAUUGUGAACGGCUGUGCGGCAGACCUCAGCGUGUGCGCCCUGUGGAUGCCCCAGGAGGCUGUGCUGGGGCUGCUGCCCCCCAACUCCUCCUCCCUGCGCUCGGUGGAGUACCGGCUGCUCCGCGGGGGGCUCCUCGGCCUCGGCCUCACCGUCUCCCUGGCCUCUCACCUGCUGGUGGCCUUCAACAGGUAUGUGCUCAUCACCAAGCUGCCCAGCGUGUACCAGGCCCUUUACCAGCGGAGGCACACGGGCUGCAUGAUCGGGCUGUCCUGGGCCCUGGCCCUGCUACUGGUCCCGCUGCUGCCCGGGCUCUGGGCCCCGGGCUCUGCCCAGCAGCCGCCCCCGCAGCAGACGGACAGCAGCUCCCGCUACACCGCCCUGCUCGUCGCCCUGGCCGUGCUGGGCCAGACCGCGCUGCUGCUCCACUGCUACCUCGGCAUCGUGCGGAGGGUGCGGGGCAGCGCCAAGCGGGUCAGCGUCCUCAACUUCCACCUCCUGCACCAGCUGCCCUUCCCCGCCGCCCCGCCGCCGCCCCGCCGCGCCCAGCGCCGCCUCAGCAGCGUCUCCGUCCUGCUGCUCUGCUGCGUCUUCCUGCUGGGCACCCAGCCGCUGGUCUGGGUCAGCCUCCUGGGCUUCUUCCUGCGGCCGGCGCCGCCGGCGCUGCAGGCCGCCAGCUGGCUGCUGCUCUGCUCCCUCUCGGCCCUCAACCCCCUGCUCUACACGUGGCGCAGCGAGGAGUUCCGCCGGGCCGCCCGCUCCGUCCUGCCCCGCGGCGAGGGCCCCGCCGCCGCCCCGCGCCCCGCCGCCGCCGCCGCCGGCCCCGCCGCCGCCCCGCCCUGCCCGCAGCUGCCGCGGCGGCGGGGGACGGUGGGCAGCGCCGCGGCCGCGCCGCGCUGAGGGGCCGCGCGGGAAUGCGAGGGCCCCGGCAGCCCCCGGGCCGCCCCCCGCCCCGGCCCCGCGCGGGGCGGGAACCGCCGCGGCCCCUCAGGCCGCUCCCGCCGGCGGUCACCUCACGUCGGGGGCCGCUCGCCGCACCCCUUGCUGCUGCCGGCCCGGGCCGCCGCCCGUGGCGCCCGCCUCAGCCCACGCACCUCUCCGCUCCCUCUUCCACCGCGCGGACA